UAUUGAUCACCUCUUUGUUUACAUUCAGGGUCAUUCCAGAUUAUUCCUUAUUGCUCAUCGAUAUUCAGUUUCAGUUUGCUGGCAAUCACUAUAAUUAAAAAUGUAAAACACCUAAAACAUUAAUCACCACAUCUCCAUUGUUCGUCCACAUUUCACCCACAACAGAGCACAUGCAAGCAAACAACUUUGUGACCUAAGAAAUAUUCAGGGACCCAUAUAUAUUCAUAUAUUUAAAAAAACAACCACUUGUAUCUGGGUUAAACAAAAUGUCUGAACCCAACAAAGAUGACAAGAAGUCCAACCCACCAACUGUUCCAAUAGAUGCUGGACCCCCAUCAUCCCCUAGAUUGCCCAGCAUUCCAGAUGAGCUUCUCAACAUGGUUGGAGCAUCACCUCCAAGAUUUGUGAAUUUCGACCAGCUAAUGUCAGCAGCAGAUGGCAUUAAAAAUAUGAAACUUGCUCAUGAAAUCGCAGUCAACAAUGAUUUUGAAAUUCAUAAAGAGGAGGUUCCAUCAAAUAGUAUUGAAAAACAAGUUGCAGAGACUGUUAAACGAGCAUUCUGGGAUGCCUUCAAAGCAAAAAUGGACCAAGAUCCCCCUGACUACAGCAUGGCUUAUGCUACAAUCAAAGAAGCCAAAGAGACUCUUUUAGGUAUCCUCCUGCCUCAGCACCUGCGUCUUAAAGAUCAGAUUAAUGAGGUUCUAGAUUUGGAUUUAAUACAUCAGCAAAUGACAAAUGGGGCAUUUAACUUUGAAUACUACUGCAAGUAUGUGACAGACACUAUGGCAAGGUUGUGUGCCCCAGCUAGAGAUGAAAAAAUUGCAGAGAUCAGAGCCAUCACUGAUGUUGUGCCCAAGUUUAAGGCCAUCAUGGAAACACUGGAGUUGAUGAGGAGAGACAUGGCCAACUUCACCAUCAAGCAGAUCCGACCCUACAUCCAACAAAACUCCAUCGAAUAUGAGAGGAAAAAAUUUUCUGAGUAUUUUGAGACACAAAAAGCCAUGGGUGUUAAUGCCCUGCAGUAUACAGAAGUCUGGUUGAAAAGAAACUAUGAUAAAAUGGUCCUGAAUGGAACAGCUCCCGGUGCUUCUGGUGCUAGUUCUGUGCCCACCCCCGCUAACAUCAUGAGCGAAGCUUACAUGGAAGUAUUUGACUGGCCUGAUCCUAAUAACUUCCCUGAGACCCUUAUGAUGGACCAGCUCCGUUUCAUGGCUCUGAGAGACAAGCUUCACACCCUGGCCUUGAUAACCUCAGUCCAGCUGCUGACCUACAGUGUGGUGGGGCCGUCCAUUGAAGGCGUGGAAGAUCUCAAGCGACAGAUGAAGGAACACGUGGAGCUGCUGCUACAGGAUGUGGGACAGAAGGGCAUCAAGCCAGUGCUAGAGUCUAUAGCAGAGCAGGUGGUGAAAGAUGUGGGCACUAGCCUGGCUAAUCGUAGCUUACCUCCCCUGCCAGAGUCCUCAAAACAGGCCUUGAAAGGACAGAUAAUGAGCCUUGGCUCAAGGGACAACACUGUCAGAAAAAUUAUGAGCACUCGGCUUAUGGAGUUUAUCCGAGAUGGGAUGCUGGGUAAACACGUCAACAACCUGAGGGUCCCCAAAGGGUGCACGGCUGUACAGCAGGAGCUCUCCCAGAUCCUGGGAAACUUCCUGCGACUCACGUCCCACAACCGCUCAGUAUUUGGAGAACAGUACUCUCAGAUUCUGGAGAAAUUCAUGCACAGGGCCGGCAAUGGAAUCUCUCCCAGUGUUAGCCCAAGGGACAUUGAUGCCUAGGUGAUCAGGCAGCAUCAUGUCAGCUAUCCUAGUGGCAUGUGCAGGGUAAGUUGUGGCAGCUUAACAUUGUCAUACAGCAGUCAUCCAGUGGCCAGAUUAAAUUCUAAAUAAAUUGCCAAAAUGGCAUAUUUAAUCAUUUCCACAUUAUUUUAUGCCCUGGAUAGAAGAAAAAUUUGAAAUCCCUCUUUUUUAAGAAACCUCCUGUGCAUGAUUACUUAAAUUUCAAUUUACAUGUAAAUUUUAAUUAUUCUUUAAAAAAAAAGCUGCUUGCAUUUGUUUUAUGACUUACAGCAAUGUGAAUCUACUGCUAAAUGAUACUGUUGGCAAUCUCUUU
Physella acuta is the source of this 2109-nucleotide messenger RNA. RefSeq names its product T-complex protein 11-like protein 1. The record is from RefSeq and is a predicted model, not a curated record. NCBI's taxonomy places the organism in Eukaryota, Metazoa, Mollusca, Gastropoda, Physidae. Gene Ontology annotation, biological process: signal transduction.